Molecule: messenger RNA, 4476 nt
Organism: Paramecium tetraurelia
Lineage: Eukaryota; Ciliophora; Oligohymenophorea; Peniculida; Parameciidae
Exons: 2
Source: RefSeq, a predicted model, not a curated record
AUGUCACAAAUCACCUCUUCACUUCUUAAAGUAGUGAACACUUAGAUUUAAGACCUUGAUUAACAUAUCUAAAAAUAGGAGAGAAUAAUUAAUGAUUAAGCGAGUGAGAUUAAAUCAUUAAAGAAUAGAAUCAAUCAAAAGGAUAUAAUGAGUUAACCAAUAUUUGAUAAUCCAAUCGAUCAAUUAUUAGCAUAUCCCAAAUCCCUAAACGCUCUUGGAUUAUAGAUUUAGGAAGAAUUUGAGAAGCUAAAAAAAUAAUUAUAAGAAAAGGAAUAAGAAUUACAGCAACUUAAAUCAGGGACAGAUAGUCAAAGAAUAUCCUACAAGCCAAACACUUCAUAGGUUGAUGAAGUUAUAAAAUAGCAUGAGGAGUUGAACGAUAUUUUAAUUGAGUUAGAGAAAAAGCUAUAUGAUAAGAAGCAAUAGUAAUAAGAAUUAGAAUAGAUCAUGGAAUCCUAUGGGGAAGAUGAUAAAAUAUUAAAAUAAAUGAAAUCAUAAGCGUCUGUGUUGAAUGAGCAAUUAGCAGUGGAGAAAGCAUACAAUUAAGAAGUAAGAGUUCAAUUAAAGAAAUUGUAAUAAGACACUUAGAGCUUGAAUGCUUAAUUGGAGAAGUAAUUAGCAGAAAAAUAAGAAAUUGAAGAUCACUUAGCCAAAACAAAAAAUUAAUUAGAAUAUUUAAGAUCUUAAAAUAUUAUGUUAGGAAUUGGUACUCCUACAAAGGGUGAAACCGAAAAAUUAAUAGCAAUUGAUGACUUAGUAAAAUAAAAUUAAGCAGUGGAUGAUAUGAUGCAUGAACUGUAAGUUAAAUUGCUUGAAAAAUAAUAAGCUCACAAUCUAAUUUAAGACUAAAUAAGCAUGUUUGAAAACGAGCAACACUCUUCAACCUCGCUUAAACCCAAAAAUAUAUCCUCAAGAAAAGAAUUAAUUUCAUAAUUAGAAGUAGAAUAACAUGAAUGUGAUAUAAUUCAAUAACAAUUGAAAUUAAAAUAAAUUGAAGUUUAAGAGUUAAAAGUUAAAUUGAAGAAAGAGGAAUAGGAAGUUUUUAGAUUAUAAAACUAAUUGCAAGAGGAAAUAGAAGUCAAGGUUUCAGUUGAAUAGCAAAUCUAGAGUGUGUAAUAAAGACAAAUAGCAAUUCAACCAACAGUAACUUCUUAUAUUCAGGAAUUACCAACAAUAAAUAUAUUUGGUCCAUAAAAUGAAUCAAUUCCUCAUGACUAUUAAUUUUAGAUUGAUUAAUUGUAGGAGACAAUAAAAUAAUAGGAAUCACAAAUUGAGUUCUUGAAAUUUGAAAUUCAGUAGAAAGAUGAAAUAAUGAGUAUGUCACAACAUACUUAUUUGUAAGAUUUGAAUUAAUAGAAUUUAGAUGUUGAGAAUAGGAUACAAGAGUUGAAGUAACAAUUAAGUUAUAAGAUAAAAAGAAGAGAUCAAUUGGAAUCGAUUGUGAUUGAGGAUUAGAAACCUAAGAGGAAAUCAUUUAUUCAAAAUACGGAGUUGAUGGAUAUGUAAGAAUAAUUGCAUGAGAAGAACAUGAAUAUUGUUUAAUUACAUGAAGAAAUAUCUAAGUUGUAAAAAUAAUUAUACGAUAAGGAAUAAGAGUUAUAAUAAAGAGAUGUUGAAUUAAGAUAUUAAGCAUUAAUGAAGACAAAUGAAGAUUAAUGUGAGAAGGCAGAUGAAUUGGUGAAAAAGAAUUUAGCAAUGGAUGAGUUGAUUCAUUAAUUAGAGGUAAGGUUGGUGGAGAAAGAAUCAAAAUUAAAGGAAUUAGAAUAUUUGAAUUCAUCAAAGAAUUUUGAAAUAGAGUCUAAUCAAAAUAAUAAUUCAUUUUACAAAGAUAGAGAAAGUAUUGUAAGAGAUAGUGGAAUUAAUUCGUAUGAUUAAGAUUAAGAUUAUCAAUUUGUUUAAUAACAAUAAAUUUUGGCUGGAUUCAGUAGUAAUAUGGAUUAGUUAAAGAGUAGAGUGGAAUGUUAAAAAUAUGAGUUGUAAGAAAAGGAUAAGAUUAUUGAAUAACUUAAACAAUAAUUAAGUGAUCUGAAAAGAAGUCAUUUCAAUCAAUAGAUUUUGGCAACCUAGGAUGUGUCUGUUAUUAAUAGACAAAUCAAUGUGUUGCAGGAAUAAGCUGAUAAUUUAGUAAAAUAGAAUCUAGCCUUAGAAGAUGUUAUUCAUGAAUUAGAAUUCAAGUUGUAAGAGAAGAAGAAUAAAUAAGAAGAAAUAUACAAGGUAAUAUAGAAUAUGAUGGAAGAAGAAGUUCAAUAAAGAUAAUAAAAAUCAGAUGAGAUGGUUAAAAAGAAUUUAGAAUUGGAUGAGAAGAUUUUAUAAAUGGAAUCAAGAUUGACCCAAAAAUAACUAUAAUAUAAUGAAUUAGAAUAAAGAUUGUCUUAAAAUCAAAGAUCUAUGCCCUGGCCUUUAUAAGUGUUCCAUGAGAAUCAGAUAAUCUAGGAUUAAAACUCUAAUUUAUCUGAUUUAACUAUUUAAAUUGCUUAAAUAACAGAAUCAGUCAGAUAAUUAAGUCAAGAUGAUAUUGAACUGGAGUUCUUAUUGAAAUAAAAGAAGGAAAAGUAAUCAUAGAUUGAAUAAUUAAAAUUAUUUAUCUAAUCUUCUGCUACUGUGUUACAAGAUUUGUAGACUGAACAAUAAAUUAAAUAAGAAUAAGUAGAAAAAAUGAAAUUACAAAAUAAAGACAUAGAAUCAAUGGUCAAUGAUUUAUAAGCCUAACAAGUUACUUUAGUUGAGGAUGUUAGUAAGUCAUAAUAAAAUGUUCCAGAAUGGUUGAGUUAAAAUAUAGAAUCGUCUAAAAGGUUAAAUGAACUUCAAAAGGGACAGCAGAAGGUUAAAGAGCAAAUAAAAAAUUUGGAAUCCUUGAUUUUAGAUCUACAAAUUGUUGUUAAGGAAAAAAAAGAGGAAUUGUAGAGAAUAUCACAAGAAAAUUAUUAAUUAUCAAUUCUAACAAGAAAAUAGAAAUAGAAGAGAGAUCAUUUAUUAAGAGAAUAAAUGCCCUUGGGAGAGAAGGUAGGUCUACUCGAAUAGUAAGUGAAUGACUUGUAGGCAGAAAUCACAAGAUAUACGCCUGAAUUAGCUAGGUUAUUCCAAGAGGUUGAAUCAAAAAAAUAAGUAAAGUAAACGAAGGAAUAAUAAAUAUCAUCAUUGAGUAUUGAGAGUUAACAAUUAGAUUAAAACAUUAACUAAUUAAAGGAUGAUAUUGAAUAAGCAAAGAUAUUGGAAUAAUAAUUGCUGGAUCAAUAAAAUUAGUAUAAAUAAAACAAUGCUUUGAUAGAAUAAGAAAUUAAGAUCUACACAGAAAUGAAUUUAGAUAGUGCGAAUAUUAAUAGAAAAAUUGAAGAUCUAACUGUUCAAAUUUCAGAGGAAAAGUAGUUAUUAGAGUAGUUGAUUGAAGAAUUACAAAUUCAAAAGGAAUAGGUUUUGUUGAUUGUACCUUAGAAGGAAGAAAUACAAAGAUCAUAUUUAUAGACCAAAUAAUAAUAUGACUAGAGUGUUGAGGAUUUAUCUGAAUAAUAGAAGUCAUAAUAGAAGGUACUAGAUUAAAAGAAUCAAGUGAUUUAAGAAGUCAAUUAUCUGAAAUUGUAUACAGAAAAUCAAGAGAAAUAAUUAGUUGAAUUGCAGGCUUUAAGGGCAAAAUUAGAGGAUAGUAUAAAAUAAGAAAAUACAUUGAAAAAUGCAAUAUAGGAUAAAGCUGAUAGGAUUUAAUAAGAGUUGGAUCGAAACAAAUAAGCAACUCAGGCAUAAAUUUAAAUUUUAGAAAAGUAAAAUAAAGAAAAGGAAUAAAGAUAGGAGUAGAUUAAGAAAAUUCAAUUGGAUAUAGAAGAUUAGAAGAAUAAUUUAAAUAAACUUACAGAUUAAUAAAUGAAACAUUUGCAUCAGUUAGAUUAGAUUGAAAAAUUAGAUAAGGAUAUGGAAAGAUUGAUGAAGGAAGUAUUUGAGAAGGAAGAGUAGGUUUAAUAGUAUGCAGGAUUAGUUUAUUAGAAAUAAUAAAAAGUAAAUGAUUAAAAGUAGAAGUUCAAUUAGUUGGAGGAUGAAUUGAAAUUUUACGAGAAGGAAGAGGAAGAAAUUAAAAAGAGGAUGUCUGAAUUAGAUUAGAAUCUAAGUAAAUUGGAAAGAGACUUUUAAAUAAAGUCAGAAUAGAGGAGUAAAUUUGAGGAUGACUUAGCAAAGGCUGAAAUGGAUAUUGCUAAUUUAGAGGAGAUGCUAAGAAAUAAGGAUGAAGAACUAAGAACUUUGAAUGAAUCUAAAGAAGAAUUGUUGAAACUUAAAUAGUAGUAUUAUAAUAUUCAGGGAGAGAUAAGAGAAAAGUAAGAGUAGAUCUAAGAAUUUGAGAAAUAGAGAUCUAAGUUAUCAGAGGAAAUCAAGAAGGAAUAGGAGCAAUUGACAGAAAUCAGUUAAGAGGUGUAUCAUAUUGAAGUAAGAGAGGAAGAGAUGAAUUUUUAAAUAAAGUAGAAAUUGAAGAAUUUUAAAUUAACUAAAUGA